This is a messenger RNA of Solea solea (common sole), 3219 nucleotides long. It is a transcript of the gene cfap251, whose product is annotated as cilia and flagella associated protein 251. Gene Ontology annotation, molecular function: protein binding. Gene Ontology annotation, cellular component: sperm flagellum. The coding region runs from base 173 to 3106 and encodes 977 amino acids. NCBI's taxonomy places the organism in Eukaryota, Metazoa, Chordata, Actinopteri, Pleuronectiformes, Soleidae. The record is from RefSeq and is a predicted model, not a curated record. The transcript is spliced from 20 exons.
AGGCUUAGCAAGCUCUUUGUUAGCAGAUCAUUUUAGGCUGAACAACAAGAGCAAAUCCAAAGUUUGUUAUUUAACAUUCAGCAUUCUAAGACAUUUUAACCAGACAAAUUCCACAGGUGCUGUUACUGUGCAGAAUAAGUUGCAAGGUUUGGCACAUUUUGUAGACGUCAUCAUGUCAGAUGUGGAUGCUGUGGAGGAACACAAGCCAUUCACAGAGUGCAAGGUGGAAAAGCAACAAACGCACGACUGUCCUCACAAAAACGGUGGAUGCAAGAGGAGUGAUGAAGCUGAAGAGAGUACAGGAGACGGGGGAGAGGAAACAGAGACAGACACGCUAAACAUGGCUCAGACGUCUCAGGUCUACACUGCAACCAGAGAUACACUUUUCCCAAAGACCAUGAAUCACACAAGAACACAGGCACUAUCACUUGAAAGGGUGUUUGGGAUGAACCCUGCUCUUUCUGUCUUCAGUCUGCAAGACCACGAUCAGCUGGUGGUUUUCUAUGCUGGAGCACACAUCGGGAUCAUCUAUAAUCACACAUCACAAACCCAGCACUUACUUCAGGGUCACGGCAGCCCUAUCUCAUGCAUGUGUGUGAGUGAAGACCGACGCUGGGUUGCGACUGCAGACCGGGGGCCAAAAAGCAUGGUGAUCAUAUGGGACUCCUAUUCUGGCAUUCCUGUGCAUACAUUGUUCGACUGCCACACAGAUGGGGGUGUCUUCGCCGUGGCAUUUUCAAGAGAUGCUAAAUAUCUGGUAACACUCGGAGCUGAAGAAGUUCAACGUGUGUGUAUUUGGGAUUGGACAAAUGAAACAGAAAAGCCUUUGUGGUUUAUCGAACUUAAUCCUACACAUGGCUUUCAAGAGAGCAUCAUUUUUAAUCCAAACAAUAGCACUCAGCUGCUCACCAGCAGUGAAAGCCAGGUGUUAUUUUUCAGCAGAGCCCAGGGAAGUCUGCAAUAUGUUCCCCUGAAACUUACAAAGACUGUCAGCAUGGCCGGCAGGUUUCACAGUCAGUCUGUGUUUCACUGGAAAGAGCCUCAGGUUCUCAGAGCCACUACAGCAGGUGGCCUUGUUGUGUGGAAUGUGAUGGAAGACCUAGCUGCAAACCAGUGUCUCCCUCAAGACAGAAUCAAGCUCAUUCCACUUCAGAAGGAUCCAAUCACUGUUCUCACAGUAACUGACAGCUGUUUCGUAACGGGUGACACUCAAGGGCAUAUCAAGUUCUAUAAUGAAGAAUUCCUCCUCGUCACGUGGUACAGUAAAUUCAACCUGGAUCCGAUUGUUUCCAUUUCCUUCUCCAAAGAAUGCACAGAAGGAUGUCUGGAGGACUGCACACUGGAAACAAAACCAUUCAUUUUCAGAAACUUUGUUGUGUCCACAGCCAGGUCCACGGUCGUUUACGUGAAUACACAGAAAGGCAUCUCUCAGAUGCUGCUGCAUGAGGACAGUGACCCUCUUCAUGCAGUAGCCUGCCACCCCAAACAGCCAGCUGUGGUCAUGGGCAAUCAUUCAGGCAUUUUAAAAGUGUGGGAUUACAACAACAAUGCAAUGCUCUGCAAAAGGGUCUUUGAGACAGAGAGGCAGAUUCAAUGUGUUACCUAUGACCCUCAAGGAUUAUACCUGGCGGUUGGCUUUGGCAGUGGCUCUGUUCACCUACUGAACCCCCGCACUUUGCAGAAUGAUCCAGUGGAAUGUUUCCAUUACACCGACGACAGCAUCCUUCACAUCACUUUCUCGUCAGACUCAAAGUAUCUUGCUACUGCGGAUGCUGGAAAAGCAGUGACAGUAUACCGCUUGCAGACUGAUGAAGGUUCUCUACCUCACUGGACAUAUCUGGGCAGAUACCGCUCCCAUUAUAAGCCCAUCAAAAACCUUCUUUUUGGGGUUCACCUGGACAGCACCCAACCCAGAUUGUUAUCCCUGGGAAUGGACCGGCGCCUGGUGGAGUAUGACUUGGAAAAAAGUGAUGUAAACCAGCUUGUCAUCUUAAGCUCAGAGCGCAUUGAGCAGAGUGCCGUGCCAACGUGCAUGACUUGGUAUCCUCCGCUGACGACAGAGCAGUUUCUUCUCACUGCCUCAGACCAGUAUAAGAUGAAGCUUUUCAACAGCACAACCAAGAUGUGCAGAAAGACGCUCCUUGGCCCAACAUUGGGCUCCUCCAUCAAGCAAGUGAUGGUUCUUCCCAAGUCUACAGAACCUGAGACAAACUCAUAUUACCUGGCAUACAUCACAGGCGACAUGGUGGGUCUCCAGAUGUUGCCUCUAGAUGGAAACCCCUACAAGUGCAAUGCUUUAGUUUGCCAUCCAACAGGAGUGUCUGCUUUUACCUGCUCCUAUGAUGGCCGAUAUGUUUUUACUGCAGGAGGCUCUGAUUGCACUGUCCUCUCAUGGGAGAUUAGUUUAAAUGCCCUGGAGACUGCAGCCUCACUGGGAGGAAAGGGCCUGGUACCAUUUUACACUCUUCUAGAGGGAGGUGGAGAUGGCACUUUCUACAAGGACAUUGAGGACUUUUUCUUUUUCUGCCAAAUCCGUCAUCAAGGCACUGACUCAAUGGAGAAACGUCAAGUAUCAACCAAAAUCCCACUGUCAGAGGUUCCUUCUCUAAUGAGAGCACUGGCUUACUUCCCGACAGAGCAAGAGAUAGAAGACAUGCAAAAUGAGGUCAAGUUCAGUCAGUAUGCUGAAACCGGAAAAUAUGUGGCCGCCAUUGACCUCGAGGAGUUCAUUAAGCUGUAUGUCAACCAUCGGCCAGCCUUUGGCAUCUCCAGAGAUGAGCUUGUUCAAGAUUUCCAUGUCCUUGGUACACAUGACAGUACAGGACGGCCAGUUCUGCAAAGACAUGAGCUGCUGGAACUCAUACAGGAUCGAGGAGAACACAUGACAGAGGAAGAGGUGGCAGGGUGUUUUGCUACACUUUUAAAAGGUCCUAAUGAAGGAGAAGGAGGAGGAGGGGAAGAACAUACAUCUGAUGGUGGAGAUUCAGAAUAUACUUUGGAGUCCGUGAUCCCAUGUGAGAUAUCAGUGGAGACAUUUACGGGUCAUAUCCUGGGUUUCCCGUCCACAGCAGGUCCCAGUGGCAGUCCGUCCCCUUCAGUGAAGUGAUGACAACAACUGUCUUUGUAGUGUAAAUUUACAAGAUGUGUAUUGCAGGUAUCUUUAUGUAUUUGAUUUUAAAAUAUGAAACAAAAAUCAAUAUUAAGUUAGAUUGAUUCAGA